AUGCCGUCGGAUGUACAUUCGUCCCAGAGGCGGUCGGCGCCUUUGGUGGUGCUAUCCGGUGGUCUCGUUUCUCAUGUGCACACCGUCAUGGGCUUCUUGGCCUUCCUUGGUGCACUUUUCACCGCACUCUCGCUGCACUACCACAAGGUGGUGAAGAAUCACGUCGCACAGUAUCCAGACGAAUGGUGGCCAUCCGUGUCUGCCACCAUCGGCGACUGGUACCCCGAGCGCAACAUCUUCCAAGUAGGCAUCGCUCUCAUGGCAGGACCUCGCUUUGCCCUCGUCUUGCUCUCGGCGCUGCUCGUCUCGCUGUCCAUUACGAAUAGGUCUCCCAAAGCUUCGAUACUGCUCUUCGUAGGCAUUCUCAGGACUCUGGCUUGCGGAGGUUGGGUGUAUGUCACCAGCACCGACGACCAUCUUGUGCAUGACAUUGCCAUGUUUGUCUACCUCGCGCUCACACCACCGUGGAUGUUCAUCACCAGCGGUAGCCUUGCUCAGCCACCUUCGGUCAAGAACCCGGCCAAGUCGGACGACAGACUCGCAUCAAAAGCGCGAAAGAUGCGCAGGAUUGCAUGCUUCUCGUUCUUUGCCUGCACACCCUUCAUGGGCUUCUUCUUCUACCGACACAAUGCGCUACGCAUCCCUGGCGCCUACUCUUACUACGCCUACUUUGAGUGGGGUCUCAUCAUCUUUGUGAGUCUAUCUUUGCUUGACUGCCGAAAUGCAUGCUCUCAUACUGACCUGAUUCGCCAUGCGCGCUCCUUCUUGGAUCCACAGGACCUCUUGUUUGACGCUGCCAGCGUGUACGACCUCUCCCGCUUCGAAAUCCACAUUGUUGAAGCAUCCGAACCUCCAGCAGCUCACAGCGCUGCGCAAGGACCCGAGGGCAGACGUCUCCUCGACGGUGCCUGGAUUCGUGGCGGCAGAAAUCAGGCUAUUGCCUCCGGAGCUUGGUCGACGAUCCAGUCCGACUCCCAACCAGAUGGUCGACGAGCCACAUCUCAGGUCGAGAACGGAGAGGAUGGUGGCAGCGUUGAUGCUCUGCCUCGAAAGACGCCAUCCAGUCCGACGAGCCUCAGAGCUAUCGUUUCGCUGGUUUCGGACAGCUACCUUGUCAGUGUCUACAAUCUCGCCAUCGGUGGUCACGAGGCGCUGCUCAUUUCUCAAGUCAUCGGUCUUGGCCUCGCCCUUGCGAUUCCCACGCUGCGCUCCCGUGUCCGCCAAACGUCGCCGAGCGGUGCCACAACCGUUGGUCUCGUAUCGUCCCAAGCAAAAGCUUUUGGCUGGCUCUUGUCGCUCGCGGGUCAGGCGAGCUGGUUCGUCGCGGAUCCUUUGGCUCGACUAAUUGCAGUCGCAUCCUCCAACGCGCUGCUAGCUGUCUUGCUUGCUCUUGAGUGGGGCGCCGCCUGGGAGACGGAUCAAAUUGCUGUCAAAGUGGGAGUCUGGCUUAUCGGUCUGCUCGCUUCUAAUCUCGCCAAGUACGCCAAUCACAGCAACAAUCCCGCCUGGCCGUUUAUGGACUCGACUAAUGGCGGCCACAACGUCGUUCUACUCGCCUUCGCCAUCGUUGCUGUCGUAGAGACAGCUGUUCGUCCAAAAUAUACCCAUUUGCCGGUGGUCCAACGUCGUCAGGGGCGCCAGACUGCCGCGAUCGGCCCAGACAAGGAAGCACAAGCAAGGGACGAGGGGUCGGGCAGUUUCGCUGCUGCAUCGGUGGGUGUCGGCGCCUUGCUCUAUGCAUUACAUACGUUCCUGACCGACACGGGGACCAUGAUUGCCUGGGGCUGGACCGGCUACCCGGUCACAGGGCCUAUGGCCAUCCCUCAUGGCUGCAUCAUUCUUAUCACCAUGGCAUUCUCAUCGCUUGCCGCGACGCGCUGGACUUCUUUCGGGUAUCGCCUCAGUCUAUUCCUGGUGCAGUGCGGCUCGGCAGCCUUGCUCCACCUCACCGACGACUGGAGUAGCUUCGCCGGAGCAAUCGGACUCGCACUCAGCUUGCCACCUCUGGCGUUCCCUCUGAUCUCGGCGGCGAUGCGCCAUGACCCCAUCAAAGUGAUGCUGUUCGGCUGGCUCGUAGCCAAUGUGCUCACAUUCUUUGGCGUCUUGACCGUCGCCUAUGCUUUCGUGCCUGGAGGUAAAAUCAUGAGAGAAAGGACGGGUAUGAUGCUGGUAGUGCAACUCGUACUACUCGGCCUCGGCUUGGCCAAUGCUCGCAGUGUCGAUUCGAAACGCUUCACCUCGCAGCCUCGAGGCAAUGCAGCAUCGACAACGGAUUACUCCACGAACAAGACAGCCAAGGCGAAUGACGCCAGCAAGGCGGCUCAAUUUGGGUCGACAUACUACAUCUGCCUCCUUAUGGCGUUGAUCGGUCUUGCUGGAAACUUGGUGCCGCUCUAUCGCAUCGUUCCGGCCUCUGCCAUCGUGCCUCACCAUCCGGAUGAUCGCUUGGUGACGGCAGGGAUGUGGACAGUGCAUUUUGCGCUGGACCAGCACAUGCGCGACAGCUCGCGUCGGAUGGCGUCCAUCAUGAAGACGCUCGACAUGGACCUUUUUGGGCUGGUGGAGUCCGAUCUGCAUCGACCGGUGUUCGGUAACAGAGACCUUUCCCAAUACCUUGCCGAGGAGCUCAAGAUGUAUGCCGAUAUCGGUCCUUCUCCGAACAAGCAUACAUGGGGAGCAGCUCUUUUCUCGAAGUUUCCGAUCAUAAAUUCGACACAUCACCUGCUCCCUUCGCCCGGAGGCGAGCUCGCACCCGCCAUCCACGCCGUCAUUGACCUCUAUGGCACGCCCACGCACGUCAUUGUCUCGCACAACGGUCAAGAGGAGGAUCCGCUGGACCGCGAGCUGCAGACGACCGAGAUCGCGCGCAUCCUACGCGAAGCGUAUCCGCAUCCUGCUAUCUUCUUGGGCUACGUUGUCACCAAGCCGCACGACGAGCGUCCGGCACCGUACAAGAUCCUGUUCGAGGACGGCAAGAUGCAGGAUGUCGAGCCGACCGACUUUGGUAGGUGGUGCGAGUACUUGGGUCUGCGCGGCCUCGAGAGGAUAUCUUACGUCAGGGUGUCGAGGUACACAGUGACAGACACGGAGCUGCAGACGAUGAAGCUUGUGGUGCCCAAGGAGCCCAUCGAUCCGGACAAGAACGACUUUACACGCUUCGUGAUCGCCGAGACGUACCCUGAAUCUAUGCGAUAUCCAACGUCGCUUAUCGACCCGGACGCUUUUGUUUACGACAAGGUUGCAACGACGGCCGGAGCAGCUGUCAACGGCAGCGAACAAAAGCAAAAGCGCAAGCGCGGUACGGAAGAUGCUGAAGAGAGGGAAGGGACCUCAACGGUCAAGAAGUCAUCCGGGAGCAACGUAGAGAAUCCUCCCGACGAGUGGUCCAGCGAGGAACUGCACCACAUCACGACAGACAUGCCGCCAAAGAUUCGACAGAGAGGCAAGAAGCCCACCAAGGCUCGGAAGUUGCAACAAGAACAGGAACAACAGACGCACGACAACGGAGUUCAGCCAGCGGCUUCCCUGUCCUCAUCAACUUCGGCCAACCAGAUCCAAUCGCAGGCCGACUUCAUUCCCUUUGACAGCGGCAACGACGAUGCAGAAGGGCCUACAGCGCUUCAUAAUGGUGAUACCGAGGAAGACCAGCCGAACUGGGUGAGGUUGGGAGACAGGCCGAGCAAGGCUGAGCACGAGGCACCAUUCGGAUACGUCGAUGCUGAGCUUAAGGCAUACCUACGAGCUGGCUGGGAACGGGUGCUCGAGCUCGAGUCGCAAGGCUAUGCCGCCAAGUCGACUCUGACUGCGCUCGCUGCCGCAAGCUCUCCUUCUGCUUCCCAACACACCGGAGCUGGCCCCGACCACGAGGAGGAUGAGCUGGCCUUGCUGUUGCAAGCGACGCUCAAGGAGAUGGAUGGGAAGGAGCUUCUACUCACCACCGAUCCAGACACGUCGCUCAUCGUUGAGGCGAUCCUCCAUCGUCUGCCUGCCAAGCCGUUACGGGUCUUUGUCGAUCGUCUCGCCGGCAGCUUUGCGGUUCUGUCCAAACACCGCUUUGCCAGCCACGUCACACAAGCCUGCCUCGCCACCCUCCAGCCCGCCGUCACCCUCGAACAUGCCACACAUCAGCAUUUCCAGCAGCAUCAACAUCGUUCUUCAGGCUUGAACGGAAAAGCAGCCGCUUCAUCAUCAUAUGCAACCGACACGGCGACCAUCGUCAAUGAAGACGGCAUCCUGCGGAGCGCGACCCAGCUCAUCCUCGACCUUACCGAGGAGCUGUCUUCCGACCAGAGUCUGCUCACCUCUCUUGUUAACGACUCGUUUGGAUCGCACGUCCUUCGCUCUCUGCUGUGCGUCUUAACGGGUCGCAACAUUCAGACAGAUCCCUCUUCCUCGGCGCACGCAGCAGCAGCUUCUGAUCUGAGAUCGCGACGCAGUGCCAAGUUCCGAUCUCGCAAAGCACCAACGGCGCCCGGCAGCGCUGCAACGGCGGGAGCUGGUUCCUCUGAAGAUUUGCUCGUUGUCAUUCCUGAUCUUCUCUACAAUCGAGCUGCCGAUCUUCGGAAAGAGAUCCUCAACGAGGCCAGCGUCGAAGUCGUCCGAAGAUGGGCUACCGAUGCCGUGGCAUCCCCACUUUUGCAGCUUCUCAUCGAGACCGAAGCGGACUCCCUCGAUGCCGAGGCAGACGGUGAGUCGUGGAAGGGCACACUGGUCGACAGUCUUCUGAACGGCUUUGUGUCCUCCCCGCCUCAGGCCGUAGAAGGGGAAGGACACAAGAAGGACGUCUACCUCGAGACUUCCUUGCGCGACAGCGUGGCAUCACACGCCUUGCAGCUGGCUCUCGAGCGUGCACCCGCUUCGACAGCCUCGCGCUUCUUCGACAUCUACAUUCGCAGCCGCAUGGCCAAGCUCUGCGUACACCCGGCUGCCAACCACAUCGUAGCAGCCCUCUUGCGUCGACUUUCUGCAGCCGACUUGUCGCCAGCCGUCGCGGAAAUGACCAAGAUCGCGUCUGGCAUGGUCAAGGAACAGAUGGUGGGCUGCUUGCAAGCCACCGUCGAUCGUGUGGUCCAGCUGACGCAAGAAGAGAGCGAGAAGGAGGAUGUUAGAGACCUUGUCAAGGCGACGAGCGAGGUCGUGUUGGCAGCUUUCAGAUUCAAGUCCAAGUCUGCGGCAGAAGAAAGCGAAGAUAAUGAGGGCCUGAAGUUGCUCGUGCCGGCCGUGUUGGCGCUGAGGACGCGAAAGGCUUACUUGCAUACCUACGCUGCUCACAUCAAAAAGAGCGGCCAAGACGGCGAUCGCGAGAAGGAAGCCCGUGGGUCCAAGCGCGGACGCGAUGGAAAGACAAAGCACAGCAAGAAGAAGUACAGCAAGAAGAAGGACGCUGAAACGUCGGACAAGGAGGAAGAACUUUCGCCUUGGGCGAUGGACGCAUCAUACGAGCUGCCAGCUGCGGAAGCGACGACUCAGGGUAGUCUCCUCCUUCAAUCGCUCUUGCGACUUCCCGGACCUCCAGCGGUUGCACGUGCACCACCGAAACGCACAUUCGGCCGUCCCACACCCGCCGCCGCACCCGCAGCUCCCGCUGAAUCUUGGAGAAGCUCGCUCGUCCUCGACUCGCUGCUCUCUUUGCCCACACUCACGCCUUUCGCCCGCAACCCCACCGCCGUCCACAUCCUGAUCGCAUCCCUUACGGCUCCAUGCCACCCCGCUUCUUCACAUUUCGACUGGAUCCAAUCCGCACGUCGGCGCAAAUUCUCUUCCGCCCUCACCGCGUCGCUUCCUACCUUUUGCGGUGACAAGUACGGUUCACGUCUAGCCGAUACUCUUUGGUUCUCCGUUGACGGCUACUCCAAGGAGAAGAUCGUCAAGACGGUCAUCGAACAUUCGACCGAGAUUCUCAAACAACCUUAUGCUAGCUACUUUACGAACAAGUUGCAGCUGCAGCUGUAUAGGAAGGGCAAGCUGCGUGAGUGGAAUCAGGCUGUUCAGUCGGCGAGCAAGCCGGACAGCAGUGCAGUGGUGACUACGCAGGGCGGCGAUAGGAGACAUCGGGCGGUUGUGGUUGAGACAAAGAGGUAG
This is a messenger RNA of Pseudozyma hubeiensis SY62, 6081 nucleotides long. RefSeq lists its product as hypothetical. The coding region runs from base 1 to 6081 and encodes 2026 amino acids. The record is from RefSeq and is a predicted model, not a curated record. Lineage: Eukaryota; Fungi; Basidiomycota; Ustilaginomycetes; Ustilaginales; Ustilaginaceae. Gene Ontology annotation, molecular function: RNA binding. Gene Ontology annotation, cellular component: 90S preribosome; nucleolus; preribosome, small subunit precursor. The transcript is spliced from 7 exons. Gene Ontology annotation, biological process: endonucleolytic cleavage to generate mature 5'-end of SSU-rRNA from (SSU-rRNA, 5.8S rRNA, LSU-rRNA); endonucleolytic cleavage in ITS1 to separate SSU-rRNA from 5.8S rRNA and LSU-rRNA from tricistronic rRNA transcript (SSU-rRNA, 5.8S rRNA, LSU-rRNA); endonucleolytic cleavage in 5'-ETS of tricistronic rRNA transcript (SSU-rRNA, 5.8S rRNA, LSU-rRNA).